Sitophilus oryzae (rice weevil) is the source of this 1428-nucleotide messenger RNA. RefSeq names its product putative nuclease HARBI1. The transcript has 2 exons. The record is from RefSeq and is a predicted model, not a curated record. NCBI's taxonomy places the organism in Eukaryota, Metazoa, Arthropoda, Insecta, Coleoptera, Curculionidae. Bases 274 to 1362 code for a protein of 362 amino acids.
AUUUCAUAAUCAAUUUAAAGUUAACUUUAACUACUAAAGCUCCUUUAACUUCUAAUAUGGAUUUCAUAAUUCAUUUUUAAACCUCCUUUAGUGCUAAAGGCACUUUAAAUUUAAACCGCCAGGUUAUCCACUUUCAGACGCUAAAGUUGACUUUAAAGCUUCUUUAAAGUGAUAACCUAACCUCAAUUCAGUUUAAUCUUUAGUUUUGGUUCAGCCACGUUUUGUCAUUUGUGCGUUUUGUAAAAACUUCGUUGUUUUUUAUUUGAUUAUAAAAUGAAUUUAAUGGAUACGGAUACUUCAUCAAGUUCGAGUUCAUCAGAAGAAGAAUUAGUUUUUGUUCGGAGAAGAAAAAUAUACCGAGAUCGUCAAAAUUAUUACGAACUAUACGAUGAUUUGGAUUUUUUCUGUAGAUUUCGUUUGACGAAACCUACAGUAAUGCAAGUACUAGGAGAGAUUGAACCGCAAAUCCGUUUACCUACAAAUAGAGGAGGAUGUGUCCCACCCUUGCUACAAUUAUUGCUAACAUUAAGAUUUUUUGCCACUGGGUGUAUGCAGAUUACUGCUGCUGAUUUUAUCGGUGUAUCGAGGGCUACGGCAUGUCGUGUUAUAUCAAGGGUAACAACAGCAUUAGCAGCUCUAAGGCCUAGAUAUGUGAAGAUGUAUUCCGAUAAUGCCGAAAUGCAAAGAGCAUCAGAAGAUUUUUAUGGCUUAGCGUCGUUUCCAAGAGCAAUAGGAGCAAUAGACUGCACUCUGAUAAAAAUUGAUUCGCCUGGAGGAGAAGAUGCAGAAAUCUUCAGGUGCAGAAAGGGUUUUUUUGCAUUAAAUGUUCAGACUAUUAGUGAUGCUAAAUUAAAAAUCCGAAACAUUGUUGCAAGGUGGCCAGGAUCUGUACACGACCAAACUAUUUUUAAUAAUAGUCAAGUCAAAAGAGAAUUUGAAACAGGCAGGUACGGAAGGUAUAUUUUAGUUGGAGAUAGUGGAUAUGCAUUAAAAAAAUAUCUAAUGACAAAACUGUUGGAGACCAAUACCGAUGCUGAAAAUUUAUACAAUGAAUCCAUAAUACGAACCAGAAAUGUUGUCGAGCGUCAGUAUGGUGUGUGGAAGAGGCGGUUUCCAAUUUUAAAGAAUGGGAUGCGGGUAAAGUUGGAAACUGCAAUGGAUAUUAUUGUUGCUACGGCUGUAUUGCACAAUAUUGCCCUCGACAUGUCUGAAGACAUCCCAGGGGAAUGGCUAGAAGAUGCUGAAGAGGGAGAAAAUGCUGAAGAGGGAGAUGGCAUUUUGGAAUUGCCAAAUGAAAAUAUUAAUUUUGGUAGACAAUUUAGACAAGUACUAAUAAACCAACACUUUGCUGGACUUUUGUAACUAUCGAACUUGUAAUAUAAUUGUUUGAAAUACCUUUUUAGCUAAAUAAAAAUUUAUUUAUUUGUU